GGGUAAAUUUUCUUUGAUUCCAAUCGACCCCCAUUUACACAUAUUAUUAUCGACUUUUUUUUCCCGCCUUAUCAAAUACAAGCAAACGCAUUUCUCCAUUCAAUUCCUGACAUUUCGCAAUGGUACAAUUCGCCAAUUUAGAGGGGAGCAAGGAGGAAGCAGAGAAGGAGAAUAAAGAAUUCAAUGGCGCAAGCUCCAAACGCAAAUUGGAGAAUCAUGGGGAAGGCGGGGAAGUGAGCAAGAAAAAGAAGAAGAAGUCAAAGGCCAAUGGCCAUGGACACAGAAGACACAGCGUCAGCUCCAAACCUGCCCGAGAUCCAAGAGAUGAGGCAACUGCAGAUACUCCAGAAGAAACUCCAAUUGAAGUCUCCAGAAGUCCAAGUCCAGUCAUCGAUUUUGAUGGAUUAAGCCGUCCUAGUAAAGGCGCACGAGAGCGUCUUGAUGAAUCCCCGGAACAAGCAGCCAUCCGAAUGACAAAAUUGACCGGCGCAGUUCGCACAAUUCUCGAAUGUAUAGGUGAAGAUCCAGAUCGAGAAGGUCUCUUGGCCACGCCAGAACGUUAUGCAAAAGCAUUGCUGUAUCUCACAAAAGGAUACCAGGAAAAUGUUAGGGACAUUGUUAAUGAUGCAAUCUUUAAUGAAGAUCACAAUGAAUUGGUCAUUGUCAAAGACAUUGAGGUCUUCAGUAUGUGCGAACAUCACAUGGUUCCAUUCACCGGAAAGAUGCACAUUGGCUAUAUUCCGGAUCGAAAUGUUAUCGGUAUCUCGAAGUUACCCCGAAUUGCAGAUAUGUUCUCGCGCAGAUUACAAAUUCAAGAGAGACUUACAAAAGAUGUUGCGCAUGCUGUGAUGGAAAUUCUCAAGCCACAAGGUGUAGCAGUUGUUAUGGAAUCGAGCCACUUAUGUAUGGUUAUGCGAGGAGUUGAGAAAACAAGUGCUACAACCAUUACAAGUUGUGUUCUGGGUUGCAUAGAAAAGAGAGAGAAGACUAGAAAUGAGUUUUUCAGUUUGGUGGGUUUGAACAGACGAUAGGUAGAUGGGAAAGGGGUGGCACAUUCAUUUGCAUUUGCAUAAUUAGGCGUUUUGGAAAGAGGUACAAUGGUCUUCAACACCAUCAUGGGAGGGCGUUCAUUCUUUGGUCUUAACGCCAUUUACGUCUAUUCUGGAUAUUUAUCUAUCCUGGGUCUUUGACCUUCAAAUCAAGAAAUAUGACUUGAAAGGGCACUUGCACUGGCAUUCUACCAGUAUGUCCUUCCAAAUUGUUUACAUCGCUGUCUACA
Botrytis cinerea B05.10 is the source of this 1279-nucleotide messenger RNA. It is a transcript of the gene Bcfol2, whose product is annotated as Bcfol2. Gene Ontology annotation, molecular function: GTP cyclohydrolase I activity; GTP binding; zinc ion binding. Gene Ontology annotation, biological process: tetrahydrofolate biosynthetic process; tetrahydrobiopterin biosynthetic process. The record is from RefSeq and is a predicted model, not a curated record. Lineage: Eukaryota; Fungi; Ascomycota; Leotiomycetes; Helotiales; Sclerotiniaceae. Bases 120 to 1031 code for a protein of 303 amino acids. Gene Ontology annotation, cellular component: cytoplasm. The transcript has 3 exons.